AUGCUGUCAAUCCUACGCAAAGCUCGUCUAAAGGACAAGGAAAUGCGAGUUUUAAUGCUGGGACUGGAUAAUGCGGGAAAGACCACAAUUGUCAAAAGAAUUAUGAAUGAGGAUGUCACCACCGUCAGCCCAACUUUAGGGUUUAUUAUUAAGACCAUUGAUUUCAUGGGAUAUAAACUGAACAUCUGGGAUGUCGGAGGACAAAAGACACUGCGAUCCUACUGGAAGAACUAUUUUGAAAAGACAGACACCUUAGUCUGGGUUGUUGAUGCAACUGAUCGACUCCGGGUGGAGGAUUGUCGUGAGGAACUGGCUGGGCUGUUGCUGGAGGAGCGAUUGACCGGUGCAAGUCUUUUGGUGUUCUUGAACAAGACAGAUGUAGAACAUUGCAUGUCUGAAGAAGAAGUCCGGCAGCGUCUUGACCUGGAUUCAAUCAAAACUCAUAAAUGGACAAUCUUCCCAUGCAGUGCUAUGACGGGAAAAAACUUGACAGAAGGGCUGGAGUGGGUGGUACAAGAUGCGAAAGACCGAUUGUUUCUCUACUAG
Molecule: messenger RNA, 546 nt
Organism: Penicillium odoratum
Lineage: Eukaryota; Fungi; Ascomycota; Eurotiomycetes; Eurotiales; Aspergillaceae
Exons: 6
Coding region: 1-546 (181 amino acids)
Biological process (GO): protein folding
Cellular component (GO): microtubule cytoskeleton; cytoplasm
Molecular function (GO): GTPase activity; GTP binding
Source: RefSeq, a predicted model, not a curated record